AUGGACGGCGCGCCGGGCGCCGCCUUCGCCCUGGACAAGCCGGCGCUGGGCCCGGGGCCGCCGCCGCCGCCGCCCGCGCUGGGGCCGGCCGACUGCGCCCAGGCGCGCAAGAACUUCACGGUGAGCCACCUCCUGGACCUGGAGGAGGUGGCGGCGGCCGGGCGGCUCGCGGCGCGCCCCGGGGCCCGGGCCGAGGCGCGGGAGGGCGCGGCGCGGGAGCCGUCCGGGGGCAGCAGCGGCAGCGAGGCGGCGCCGCAGGAAGGUGAGUGCCCCAGCCCCGGGCGCGGCGGCGCCAGCAAGAGGAAGAAGAAGCAGCGGCGGAACCGCACGACAUUCAACAGCAGCCAACUGCAGGCGCUGGAGCGCGUGUUCGAGCGCACGCACUACCCCGACGCCUUCGUGCGGGAGGAGCUGGCGCGGCGCGUCAACCUCAGCGAGGCGCGCGUGCAGGUCUGGUUUCAGAACCGCAGAGCCAAGUUCCGCCGCAACGAGCGGGCCAUGCUGGCCAACCGCUCGGCCUCGCUGCUCAAGUCCUACAGCCAGGAGGCGGCCAUCGAGCAGCCGGUGGCGCCCAGGCCCACCGCGCUCAGCCCCGAUUACCUCUCCUGGACCACCUCCGCCCCCUACAGCACGGUGCCAUCCUACAGCCCCGGAGGCGCGGGCCCCACGCCCUCGGGCGUCAACAUGGCCAAUAGCAUCGCCAGCCUCCGGCUCAAGGCCAAGGAGUUCAGCCUGCACCACAGUCAGGUGCCCACGGUGAACUGACAGCGGUGGCGAGGCCGCGCGACACCAGUCCGGGAGCGGGCACGGGUGCCCGGGACAGGCCCUUCCUUCGGUCGGACACCCAGCCCCAGCGCGGCCUGCGAGGACCUGGCCUUACCCGGCCUGCGGAUGUCUCGGCCCGAAGGUGGAGCUGGAGCU
Messenger RNA from Sorex fumeus (smoky shrew), 921 nucleotides. It is a transcript of the gene PRRX2, whose product is annotated as paired related homeobox 2. The record is from RefSeq and is a predicted model, not a curated record. The transcript has 4 exons. Gene Ontology annotation, biological process: regulation of DNA-templated transcription. NCBI's taxonomy places the organism in Eukaryota, Metazoa, Chordata, Mammalia, Eulipotyphla, Soricidae. Gene Ontology annotation, molecular function: DNA-binding transcription factor activity, RNA polymerase II-specific; DNA binding. Bases 1 to 765 code for a protein of 254 amino acids.